This is a messenger RNA of Syngnathoides biaculeatus (alligator pipefish), 476 nucleotides long. RefSeq names its product NADH:ubiquinone oxidoreductase subunit A5 (gene ndufa5). The record is from RefSeq and is a predicted model, not a curated record. NCBI's taxonomy places the organism in Eukaryota, Metazoa, Chordata, Actinopteri, Syngnathiformes, Syngnathidae. Gene Ontology annotation, biological process: respiratory electron transport chain. The transcript is spliced from 5 exons. The coding region runs from base 88 to 438 and encodes 116 amino acids.
CAAAAAGAGAAAUGAGCAAGUGACGGGUCGCGUAUAUAUGACGUCAUAACAAAUUGCCGGAAAUCAGCGCCGUCCUGUGUUGAUGCCAUGGCUGGACUACUGAAAAAGACCACCGGCCUGGUCGGCCUGGCAGUGUCGCAAAAUCCACAUGAGCGACUGAGGAUUCUCUACUCCAAAAUCCUGACGUCUCUCCAGACCAUGCCGCAAGACGCCGCCUACAGGAAGUACACCGAACAGUUGAUCAACGAGCGGUUUAGCCACGUCAAAACGGAGUCAGACGUUGAGAAGUUGGAGAAGAAGAUCAAUUGUGGGCAGAUUGAAGAAGUCAUUUUCCAAGCAGAGUGUGAGCUGGCGCUCUCACGAAAGAUGGCCGAGUGGAAACCUUGGGAACCGCUGAUUGAGGAACCCCCGCCCAACCAGUGGAAAUGGCCCAUCUAAAACUCGUUUGUGAAUAUUAAUGAUUAUGAUUAGAGCAA